UUCGACAAACAGUUGGUGGCCGAACCAGGCUGCCUUUGGUUGCUCUUGGUCGUGCUGCCAUUUCUUGUUUUUCUGUCGAACAGUUGGUGGGUGUGCUUGGCGUGGUUGCUCCGUUGCACUACAGGGGCUGAAUUAAUCAUGUUGUUGGGUUGUUUUGUUGGGUUUUAAUUAGGAAGUUGGGUUUUAUCUUCAUCAAUCUCCACAGUGGCUUUUCUAUAUGGCUUGGAUUUGGCUGUUCGUUUCUGCGAGUUUUGUUAUUUUUUCGGUUUUUUGGAGUUUUUCUUGGCUUUUGCUGUUUUCUGUUAACGAGCCGGGGUUAUUUAGGGGCGAUGGUUCGGCCGGAGUUUCUAAAAUAGCCUCAACUCAGCUCGUUAACAUUGUUCUUUAGACGAUUACUCUUUUUUCCUAGCUAAGGCUUUUCCCGGGUUUUCCUUAGUGAGGUUUUAAUGAGGCUCGGCCCUUAGUCAACUUUUCAUGCUUUCAAGGGUUUUUUUAGUUUUCUUUUUUAAUAAAAUUUUAUUUUAAUUAUUACAUUAACAUACGCCCACACUUUAUAUUUAUUUUUUACUUAAAAAAGUGACAAAUUAAGUACAACAAAUUAAAGAUGGCUUGUGGAAUUGGGUCCACUUACAAUUAAUCCAAGACCACAACAACCCUAUAUUUUUAUGGUGAAAUGAAGUGCCAAAUAUACUAAAACUCCAGCAUCCUCAAAAUUAGAUUCUCACUCUUAUUCGCGCACUUUUAUUGUAACAUAAUGAUCGAUCACCCUAUUAAUAUAUAUAACCAAAACCUUGUCUUAUUUUCACCACACAACUUGUCUGUUCACCUUAGUUCUCACAUUUGAUCCAAAUUCUCUCUCGUUUUCAUAUUUUGAAAGCAGAGACGUCUUUGGAUUAUAUACCAACAGACACCUCUUGACUUGUUUCUUCUCCAACAUAUAUUAACGCACACAAAUAUACAUCAGUUGUAACAUGCAAAUCCUUCAGUGGCUGUUGAAGAUAGCAGAACAAGAACCACCAAGAAUAAUAGCACCAAAUUCAACUCCCAUCACUAAAAAGCAAUGCCAUCAUGAGGAAGAAAAAAACAUGCGGAAAGAUUUGGUGAUAUUGAUGAGCAAUGAUAGGGGGCGGAGAAAACAUGCGCCAAAGAGCAAAGUGAGCUGCGAAAACUUGAUGCUUCUCCGUUACUUCUACCAAACACUUAACCUCAAGGGACUAGGAUGCUUCGAGGGAUGCCGGAAUCCGUUGCGGAUGAAUAAGAAGAAGAAGACAUCCGAAAAUAAGGUUUUACCUUUAUCUCAGUCUUCAUCAAGAAACGACAACAAUCAGCUCACUGCAGAUUCCGACAACAAUCCUAAGACGACAAAGAAGAGCAAAAAGAAAGUAAAUUCGAGGAUGAAGGAGUUGCUCAAAUGGACUGCCACUGCAAAGGUGUUGAAAGGUUCAAAGGCGGCGGUGGAUGAUCAUGCUGAUGAAUCUCCCAAGAUCAGCUUUAGAUUAGAGAUGGAUAAUGAGAUGUGUGCAGCUGGAAUAGGAAACUGGAUCACCACAGAUUCUGAAUUUGUUGUGCUCGAAUUGUGAAGAAUUCAACGUGCGGUCUGGAUCACGGACGCCAAUGCCAAUUUUAGACAACAAUCUAAACCGUACACCUUUCUGUUAACAUGUACUACCUUUGUCCAUCAAGAGUAUAUAAUUUUCGAUGGACACAAAUUUUAGAAAAAUAUUUAGUAGAUAUGUGGUUGUGGUUAAUUGAAUGUGUGGCUAUAGAAAGAAUUAGUUGUAGUUAAAAAGAGAAAGUUGAGUCAUGUCUAAAAAAAGUGCUAGUAUACUUUUUGUGGACAUCAAUUGUUGUAUAUUUUGAUGUAGCGAGGUAAUAUUAUGUAUGUAGAGAAGAUUUUCACUGCUUCA
Molecule: messenger RNA, 1907 nt
Organism: Salvia miltiorrhiza (redroot sage)
Lineage: Eukaryota; Viridiplantae; Streptophyta; Magnoliopsida; Lamiales; Lamiaceae
Exons: 5
Coding region: 972-1580 (202 amino acids)
Source: RefSeq, a predicted model, not a curated record